UAUUUUUUCAAUUUUCCAGAUAAUUUCAAAUACUCAUUUUGUUUUCCCAAAUCGAUCCCUCCGAGAGGGAGGAGAGAGAAAGUGAGAAAAAAAUAAUCAGUGGAGAAAUUUAUAGAAACCUCUAAUUUCCAUUUUUGUUGUUAAUUUUCUCUAUUUUCGAGGCUGACUUUUCGAUCCACUAAGUGAGUUUUUUUUCGUUUUUUCAAUCGCCGGUAAAUCGCCGAUUAUCCGGCGAAUUUCGGUCGCCGGAAUUUUGAUUGAAAUAAUUGUUUGAUUUGAUUGAAAUUUGGUUGAUUAUAGAAGAAUUUUGAAUAAAGAUGGUGAAUUCGAUGGUAGAUAGAGCUACGUCCGAUAUGUUGAUUGGACCUGAUUGGGCCAUGAACAUCGAGAUCUGUGACAUGCUUAAUAACGAUCCUGGGGAAAUUGAGGUGGCACUCGUGAGUCGUGACAGCGAACUAUGGUGUUUCGAGUAGCUAAGGAAAAUUUUAGUGGCAAGCUAAGGAUGUUGUGAAGGGAAUAAAGAAACGUAUUGGGAGCAAGAACUCAAAGAUUCAGCUUCUAGCUUUAACUUUGCUGGAGACAAUUGUAAAGAACUGUGGAGAUAUCGUACAUAUGCAUGUAGCAGAGAAAGAAUUACCUCAUGAGAUGGUUAAAAUUGCUAAAAAGAAGCCGGAUUUUCAUGUCAAGGAGAAGAUAUUGAUUCUUAUAGACACGUGGCAAGAAGCUUUUGGAGGACCUAGAGCACGAUACCCACAGUAUUAUGCUGCUUAUCAGGAGUUAUUGCGUGCAGGUGCAGUAUUUCCACAGAAAUCGGAAAGGUCUGCUCCUGUAUUUACACCACCACAAACUCAGCCCCUUUCUAAUUAUCCUCCAAAUGUGCGCAAUCCAGAGCAACGCCAAGAAGCAGCAGAGUCCUCUGCUGAGGCUGAGUAUCCCACCUUGAGCUUGUCAGAAAUCCAGAAUGCACGGGGUAUUAUGGAUGUUUUAGCUGAAAUGCUAAGUGCAAUGGAUCCAUCAAACAAAGAGGGCCUGAGACAGGAGGUAAUUGUGGAUUUGGUUGAGCAAUGCCGAAACUACAAGCAAAGAGUCGUGCAUUUAGUUAAUUCCACUUCGGAUGAAUCACUACUUUGCCAAGGACUGGCUUUAAAUGAUGAUUUGCAGAAAGUUCUUGCGAAGCAUGAAGCUAUUUCUUCAGGAACAGUGCUGAAGGAGAACUCAGAUACGGUGUCAAGUAAAGCUCUUGUAGAUGUUGAUGCUCCUUUGGUUGAUACAGGAGAAAGCAGCAAACAAGCUGAUGGAAGCUCUGCCUCAGGUGCAACUCUUCCAGCUCCCCAUGCAAAUGGCUCUGCAGCCACAACGUCUAAAGCUAUUACAAAAAUUGACCUCCUGAGUGGUGACCUUUUAGGUGAUGAUUUUAGUACACCAACUGCACAGGACUCAUUGGCUCUGGUUCCUGUGUCUGCACCUCAGCCAUCAAGUCCUAUUGAUUCCGAUAAUAAUGCUUUGGCCCUUGUCGACAUGUUUUCGAUGAACGAUACGCCAGAUUCCUUAAAUUCUCAGCCUGCCUAUUCUGCUGGGCAAGGGCAAGGAUAUCCUUUAGCACCAGAAUUUCAACAGCAGCAUAAUUUAAACCCAGGACAAGUAUCUCCAUUUGCAAAUGGUAUUGGUACAAGCACAGGGUUACCUCAAUAUGAACAGGCAGGAUUUUCGCAGCCUGCAGGUGCUCCCUGGAAUCCACAGGUAGCCCAGCAGCCGCAGCAGCAGCAGCCUUCAUUGGUCAACGGUUCUCAGAAUGGAGGAGGGUCAUUGCCACCACCACCAUGGGAGUCCCAGCCAACUGAUACCAACCAGCCAUUAGCUCCGCAGUUUUCUUCACCAAUGCAGGCCUCGCCAAUGGCUGGUCAACAAUCACCAACUUUCCAGGGUGGUAUGCAUCCCUUUGCCCCUCAACCAACUGGAAACGAUCAAGUUACAGGAAUGUAUGCACAACACAUGGCAGGUGGUCAUAUGCCAGGAAACGAUCAAGUUGCAGGAAUGUAUGCGCAACACAUGGCAGGUGGUCAUAUGCCAGUAAUGAAUAUGCAACCCAUGAUGAACCAAAUGCCAGGCAUGUUCCCUCAGCCUUAUCAGGGAGGGCAGAUGAUGGGUAUGGUUCCCCAGGCAAUGCCAGGUGCCCAGAUGAACUCUAUGUAUCCCGCUCAAAUGUAUGGGAAUCAGAUGGCGGCUUAUGGCUAUGGCUAUGCGCAGCAGCCUGAUGCUCAAUAUAUUGAUCAGAGAAUGUAUGGCUUGUCCAUGAGGGAUGACAGUUCUCUGAAGAACACUUCCAACCAGAACUCAUUGGCUUCAUACUUACCCCCUAUGAAACAGCAAUCUAAGGGAGACGAUAAAUUGUUUGGAGAUCUUGUUGAUAUGGCAAAAUUGAAGCCAGGAAAAUCCACUCCUAGUAGGACUGGGAGUGUGUGAUUUUGGGAGCUUCUGUUGCAUCUUAAUCGUAGUUUUUUUUUUUUGAAUUUUAGCUUGAUUUGCUAACUUGGUUCCUUUUGUUUCAUUUAUUCCGGGUCUUUUUUUUUCCCGGGCGGUUUUCUGCCUCUCUCAACAACUCAAAAGUUCUAGUGUUUUUUUUUUUUUUUCAGUAUAUAUGUCUUCUUUGCUGUUUCCCAGGUGUGAUAAUAUCAUAUGGGCAUUGAAUUUGAUGUACAUCAUCUUUAGAGAAUAACUUUGGACGAGAAGAAAUUGCAAGUCAGGUUGAAUUGAUUGGGGAUAUCUUCUCUUUUUUUUUUCUUUAAAUAAAAUCCUUGUAGUCA
This is a messenger RNA of Beta vulgaris subsp. vulgaris (sugar beet), 2804 nucleotides long. Its product is annotated as TOM1-like protein 9. Gene Ontology annotation, molecular function: phosphatidylinositol binding; ubiquitin binding. Gene Ontology annotation, biological process: protein transport to vacuole involved in ubiquitin-dependent protein catabolic process via the multivesicular body sorting pathway. The coding region runs from base 613 to 2463 and encodes 616 amino acids. The record is from RefSeq and is a predicted model, not a curated record. The transcript is spliced from 11 exons. Lineage: Eukaryota; Viridiplantae; Streptophyta; Magnoliopsida; Caryophyllales; Amaranthaceae.